Messenger RNA from Parascedosporium putredinis, 372 nucleotides. The record is from the annotation of a GenBank genome assembly. Lineage: Eukaryota; Fungi; Ascomycota; Sordariomycetes; Microascales; Microascaceae.
AUGCGCAAUACCGUCAUAUUUGCCGGGACAUCUUGUCCGGCCCUAGCAGGUCAAAUAUGUGAAAAUCUAGGGAUGGCACCUGGAGAGGCCGAGCUCUCGCAAUUUUCGAAUGGCGAGACCAGCGUGAGAAUCCUGACGAGUGUACGAGAGAAGGAUGUGUUUGUGGUACAAUCUGGCAGCCCUAAAAUAAACGAUACAAUCAUGGAACUCCUGAUCAUGAUAUCAGCUUGCAAGGGUGGAUCAGCAACGAAAGUCACAGCUGUUAUACCAUAUUUUCCUUACAACCGCCAGUCCAAGAAGAAAUCCCACCGUGGGACCAUCACGGCCCGUCUGCUUGCGAAUCUAAUGGGUGUUGCUGGUGUUCGGCAUUGA